This is a messenger RNA of Mollisia scopiformis, 2820 nucleotides long. Its product is annotated as MFS general substrate transporter. The coding region runs from base 1 to 2553 and encodes 850 amino acids. Gene Ontology annotation, biological process: transmembrane transport. Lineage: Eukaryota; Fungi; Ascomycota; Leotiomycetes; Helotiales; Mollisiaceae. The record is from RefSeq and is a predicted model, not a curated record. Gene Ontology annotation, molecular function: transmembrane transporter activity. The transcript is spliced from 2 exons.
AUGUCUACGACGGUCAAUGGACAUGCCUCCCGUGGCGAGGCGGUCCUCGUCGUUACGACCACGACCUUCGUUCUCGCGACUGUAUUUGUGGUUUCUAGACUCUUCAUUGCUUUCGGAUUAUCGUUUACGAUCGAUUAUGCGACUUCGAAAGGACUGGGUAGACAUGAUGUCGAUAUACCAGCAUCAUGGCAGUCUGCGUUGAGGAGAAGCGAAUAUGCCUUUACGAUUCUAUAUAACCCUGCAUUGAUGGCAACCAAGACAUCGAUCCUGAUAUUCUACCUCCGCUUGUCGAAGAAUACGCAGAAUGUCCUUCGAAUCGCUUCGUAUGUUACACUUGCAGUGGUCAAUGUCGCGGGCGUGGUUCUCACAUUCAUGAAUGCGUUUCAAUGCAGUCCGGUGAGUGCUGCAUACGAUCCAGCGCAGACGAGCAAUCAGUGCAUCUCUAUUACGACUCUAUACCUCUGUUCAGCACCCGUCAAUAUCAUUACCGACCUUGCGAUUUUGGUUCUCCCGAUCCCAGUCCUCACCGGCGUGCGAUUGCCUCAACGGCAGAAGACGAUUUUGGUGUUCACGUUCGCGUUGGGUGUUUUCGUCACUAUUGUUGAUGUCAUUCGCAUUUACUAUCUCCAGCAAGCUGUGGAUAAUCAAGUAGUGGCACACCAACAGCUUGGAACUGGGACGGACUUCGCCUGGAAUGCAAGUACGGCUUUGAUGUGGUCUGCUGUCGAGGUAAAUGUGGGGAUCAUUUGUGCCUGUAUCCCGACAUUGAAGCCGCUCAUAAAACGUAUCUUGCCAUCACUGAUCACGGAUCGCAUCGGCUCUGGGACAGCGACAGAUAAAACUAUAUCAUUUUCGUCGCAAGUUCAAGGAGGAUCCGGAAAUAGUCAUCAAAUGGACCCUGUUGCCGCUCCGGUUCCAUCUCUACCACCUGCUCAUGAAGGUGCAGAUCCAGAAGCUGAAAUGGACAUGAUGGAUUUCCUCACUACUCCUGGAAUGCAGCCCGGUACGAUGAACCGUUCGGAAACUGUGCAUACUCAGAACACUGACAAUACCGUCUAUUUCGGCUUUGUCAACAUGAGACGACCGAAGAGUAUGCUCAAGACGAAGGAUAUGGAAUCUUUCAAAUACUGCACUAUUGUUACGAUCCUCUUCUUCCUUUGGGGCUUCUCAUACGGACUUUUGAAUACACUGAACGAUGAAAUCGCAAAUAUUGCUGGCGAGAGCACUGCAGAAAGACUAGGGCUCUCUACCGCUUAUUUCGGGGCAUACUUGUUUGGUGGGUUGACGAUUGGCCAGUGGGUUCUUCGAAAAGCUGGAUUCAAGGCGACUUUUAUUGUUGGCCUUUGUAUCUACGGUACAGGAACAUUAAUGUUCUGGCCUUCGGCAGUUUUGACAUCUUUCCCUGGAUUUAUAUUGUCUAACUUUGUGGCUGGACUCGGACUAUCCAUUCUGGAAGCGGCGGCAAACCCUUUCAUUGCACUCUGUGGACCUAGCUAUCAUUCCGAAUUUCGACUUCUACUUGCUCAGGGAGUGCAAGCUAUUGCUUCGAUCUUGAGUCAACUUCUAGCCCAGGACGUCCUCUUCGCGGCUAUUGGACCUGACAAUGUUGGACUCCUCGAUGUUCAAUGGGCUUAUCUCGCAAUCGCACUCUUCACUGUGAUCUUAGCCUUAUUCUUCUACUACAUGCCUCUGCCAGAAGCCACAGAUGCCGACCUCCAACAACAAUCUGAGGACCUAGGUAUUUACAAGGCGCAAACAAUUCUCAGAGGCAAACUUCCCCUAAUCUACACUACGCUCGCCCUUGCCAUCUUCACAAACUUCGUCUAUGUUGGUGGUCAAGAAGCACUGUCUGUUUGGUUCGGCGCUCUUCUGGAUUCUGUCGAAGUAAAAGAUGGAGGAGGUCUUACCCUAUCAGUUGACAACUAUACACUUGUCGGCCAUGCAACAUUCGCCUUCGGUCGCUUCUUCUUCGCUUUCCUCUGCCUCAUCAUUGCUCCUCGCAUUCUUCUUCUAGUCAGCUUUAUAGGCUGCAUAAUAUUCGCCUGUCUUACCAUGUCCCUCUCGUCAGGCGCCAAUUCCGUCGCAGGUCCGGCACUUGUGUUCUUCUUCUUCGAAGGUCCGAUCUUUCCACUCGUGUAUGCCAUCGGUCUGAGAGGUCUGGGGAGUUUCACGAAGUGGGGUGCGUCAAUUCUCACUGCUGCGACGUCUGGAGGCGCUGUUUUCACUUGGGUUAUGUUCGCAGUUCAGAACCUGGACAAGAAGAGUGUGGAGCACAGUUAUUGUGUGAUUGUUGCUCUGUACGCUUUCGGGAUAUUAUAUCCUAUAUACCUCAAUUUCGUCCCGAUGGCUAGACACCAAGUCGAUCCUUCCAAAGACGACCACGGAUUACCCAUCGGGGAUCGGAGAAGGAGUAGCAGUGGACGGGAUUCACCGAUCAGGAGAUUCAGUCGGAGGUUUAGUACUAUUUUCGAGAUGAUCAAGGUUCCCAAGGGAGGAAGGGAGAGCGAAGAUGGGUUCGUGGAACAUAGGGAGAGGAGGGGGAGCAAGAACUGAUCUCUCUUCUUUCACCGUCUAGCGAUUUAGCGAGCAUUGGGUCGGUUGGCGUUUCAAGGCGUCGGGUAUCCAGGCUUGGGGAUUGCUUUUGGACUCUUUUUUUGUAUAUUUUAUCGGGAUUGGAUAUAUGGGAUGGGAAAAUCACAGUCUCGGUCGAACAGUACUGUUGGUUUGGUUAAUCGGCGUAUGCGGUUUGUAUCUUUUUGGGGAAUGGGAAUAUGUUUAUAGGAAUCGGAUGGACGGAGUGAAUGGUGUAUAUAUUUUAUU